This is a messenger RNA of Pyrus x bretschneideri (Chinese white pear), 2071 nucleotides long. RefSeq names its product transport inhibitor response 1-like protein. Gene Ontology annotation, cellular component: SCF ubiquitin ligase complex. The transcript has 3 exons. Bases 28 to 1926 code for a protein of 632 amino acids. The record is from RefSeq and is a predicted model, not a curated record. NCBI's taxonomy places the organism in Eukaryota, Viridiplantae, Streptophyta, Magnoliopsida, Rosales, Rosaceae. Gene Ontology annotation, molecular function: protein binding. Gene Ontology annotation, biological process: SCF-dependent proteasomal ubiquitin-dependent protein catabolic process.
AGAGAGAAGUGACAAGGAAGGGCUUUUAUGGUUGAGGACCCAUCAAUCCCUUCAUCCUCCUCAUCCCAAAUGUCCGAGGAUGACGACCGAUCUCCGUCCUUGGAUCUCAUCGACGGUCCAAUCCCCUCCACCAAGUCCCGCAACUGCUCCGGAGUUUCUGUGUCCGGCGGCGGCACCUCCGUCGAGUACACCGUCCCCUAUCCGGACCAAGUCCUUGAGAAUGUUCUCGAAAACGUCCUCUGCUUCCUCACCUCCCGCCGCGACCGCAGCGCCGCCUCAUUGGUCUGCAAGUCCUGGUACCGCGCGGAAGCCCUCACCCGAUCCGAGCUCUUCAUCGGCAACUGCUACGCCGUCUCUCCCCGCCGGGCCACGGCCCGGUUCACCCGGGUCCUGGCCGUGACCAUCAAGGGCAAGCCCCGGUUCGCCGAUUUCAACCUCAUGCCGGCCAAUUGGGGGGCCCACUUGGCGCCGUGGGUGUCCUCCAUGGCCAAGGCGUACCCGUGGCUCGAGAAGCUCUGCCUGAAGCGGAUGUCCGUGACGGAUGACGAUCUUGCCCUCUUGGCUGAGUCGUUUGCUGGGUUCAAGGAGCUCGUCCUGGUUUGCUGCGAUGGGUUCGGGACCAGUGGGCUCGCCGUCGUCGUUAGCAAGUGCAGACAGCUUAGAGUGCUUGAUCUGACCGAAACCGAAGUUAUGGACGAUGAUGUGGAUUGGAUAUGUUGUUUUCCAGAGAGUCAAACGUUUCUCGAAUCUCUGAUGUUCGAUUGUGUGGAAUGCCACAUAAAUUUCGAGGCAUUGGAGAAGCUAGUGGCUAGGUCACCUUCCCUGAAGAAACUGAGGUUGAACCGCCAUGUUUCAAUUGGGCAGCUAUACCGCCUGAUGGUCCGAGCUCCUCAACUGACGCACUUAGGAACGGGCUCGUUCAAUUUAUCUGAGGGCAUGGCUCAGGGUGAUCAAGAACUGGAUUAUGUCUCUGCUUUUGCUGCUUGCAAAUCCUUAGUUUGUCUCUCUGGGUUCCGGGAGAUCUUGCUGGAUUACAUUCCUGCAAUUUACCCUGUCUGUAGUAAUCUUACCUCUUUGAACUUGAGCUAUGCGAACAUCACUGCGGAACAACUUAAACCAGCCAUAUCCCAAUGCCACAAACUCCAGUCUUUUUGGGUACUCGAUUCAAUAUGUGAUGAAGGACUUAAGGCAGUGGCUACAACUUGCAAGGAACUGCGUGAGCUUCGGGUUUUUCCUGUUAAUGCUCAGGAGGAUGCGGAGGGCCCUGUUUCUGAGGUGGGCUUCGAAGCAAUUUCUGAGGGUUGUAGAAAACUGCGGUCUAUUUUAUACUUCUGUCAGCGAAUGACAAAUGCAGCUGUAAUAGCAAUGUCAAAGAAUUGCUCAGAGCUUGUGGUGUUUCGUCUUUGUAUAAUGGGGCGCCGCCGGCCUGACCAUGUUACUGGUGAACCUAUGGAUGAAGGUUUCGGAGCAAUAGUUAUGAACUGUAAGAAGCUCACCCGCCUUGCUGUGUCGGGCUUAUUGACUGAUCGAGCAUUCAGCUACAUUGGAAAAUAUGGAAAGUUGGUUCGAACCCUUUCAGUUGCCUUUGCCGGUGAUAGUGACUUAGGGCUUAAAUACGUGCUUGAGGGCUGCCAUAAAUUGCAAAAGCUUGAAAUAAGGGACAGCCCAUUUGGGGAUACAGCAUUGUGUUCUGGUUUGCACCACUAUUACAAUAUGAGAUUCCUUUGGAUGUCUUCGUGUUCACUAACACGCCAAGGUUGUUGGGCGAUUGCUCGAGAACUGCCUCGCCUCGUGGUGGAAGUGAUGAAGAGUAAUGAAGGGGAGGAAGAGGGUGAUAAUUUUGAUACGCUAUACAUGUACCGAUCCCUUGAGGGUCCCAGGGAUGAUAUUCCGCAAUUUGUUGAAAUCCUGAGACCUGGCAUUUAGCUUGAAGAUGUUUCAUCUCUUACUGUGGUGGCAUCUGAGCACGUUAAACACUUGUUUGUUGGGGGAAAAACGUUCUGCGGGUGACUUUUAUAUAACCCGUGAGAUGGUUCCUGCAGUGGCUUUUGAUUCUUUGAACGAAGGUGAG